Alternaria rosae is the source of this 999-nucleotide messenger RNA. RefSeq lists its product as uncharacterized. Bases 67 to 999 code for a protein of 310 amino acids. The record is from RefSeq and is a predicted model, not a curated record. Lineage: Eukaryota; Fungi; Ascomycota; Dothideomycetes; Pleosporales; Pleosporaceae. The transcript is spliced from 4 exons.
AUACGUCAGCCCGAGCCAGUCAUACCGUCGUAGUCUCCCCAUACUCGCAGCUACGAAACCUCAAAGAUGGCGAGAAAGAACACGCGGAGCGUGAUGGACUCUUCCUGCGGAUCAUUACGAAUGAAGGACAAUGCAUCCGAAGGUGUGAUCAGAUCAGGCAGGGUACCAUUUUUCAAGUUGUUCAACGCCACCUACAAAGCUAUAUUCACCGGGUCACCGCAUUACUGCAGAGGAGCUACCUAUAUCUUAGAGAUCAACUUGGUGUCGACUGGAAUGUCAUACCGUCGUGGUGGUGACUUACACGCAACUUCAAGUCUUAAAGACGGGGAGAAGGAGCGAGGAGAGCGCUACAGAAUCUUCUUGAGAAUCAUCCUAGACGAGGCUCAGUGUAUCCGCAGCGACCUCAACGUCCCUCACCGAGAAGAGCCCAUGCGCUCUCAGUAUACCAAGUUCAAAGUCAGACUGGCUCAUCCAGUGAAAGGAGAGCAUUCCGAUGGUGGCGAGAACUCCGAUGACACGAAGUUCUGGGUCAGCGAAUGCGAAUCAGUCGAUGAUCUAGACGACGAAGCCAUCAACAUCAAGAUCGCCAAUGGCUGGCAGUGCAAGCACUGGCCGGCGUUGAUCAGGCACAACGGCAAGCGUCCAACGGGCCUGGAACGCAAAGAUCGAAAGAAGGUCGACGGCAAGAUGAUCGUCUUAGACGUACCACCCCCGUUCGAUGACGACCCCCUGGAGCGCAAAGAUCGCACGAAGAUCAACGGUCGUACCGUCGUGAAGGACGUUCCGGCUCUGUUCGAUGAGAACCCAUACGACCUCUACCAUCCCGACAACCUCAACAGCAUCAAGUGCUUGUCAACGGUCGCCUUUCGCCACUACACUGCUAGGCAUCUUAUCAAGUCACAAAUGGAAGACGUUGAUGGGAGAAUCGUUGCCGAGAGGGUCAAGAAGAUCCUUGAGAUGUUGGUUCUCUCAAAAAAACCUAUUCAGCACAGUCGUUAA